Molecule: messenger RNA, 1218 nt
Organism: Oldenlandia corymbosa var. corymbosa
Lineage: Eukaryota; Viridiplantae; Streptophyta; Magnoliopsida; Gentianales; Rubiaceae
Source: the annotation of a GenBank genome assembly
CCUAUUUCAGUUUUCCAAUUUAUUAUCGAUUUGUUUUAAAGAAAAUCCGAGUUCUUUCCCUCCUCGUUGUCUCUGUGAAUUGAGAGAACUUGCUGGUUUGGCGGAGCACGGCCACCAAUGGCGUCUCUCUUCAAGGAUCUGAGCAAGCUUUCACAGUAUAGAGACAGAAGGUUUCAGGGGUCACAGGAGGAAUUUGAACAAGCAUUGUUGAAAUCAACCACAGUGUAUGUUGGGAACAUGUCUUUUUACACGACAGAAGAGCAGGUUUAUGAGUUAUUCUCUAGGGCUGGAGAGAUUAAGAGGAUAGUCAUGGGUUUGGAUAAAAACACCAAAACUCCUUGUGGGUUCUGCUUUGUCAUGUUCUACUCUAGAGAAGAUACUGAAGACUCGGUUAAGUAUGUAAGUGGGACCAUUCUUGAUGAUCGCCCAAUACGUGUAGAUUUUGACUGGGGUUUCCAGGAAGGAAGGCAAUGGGGUCGUGGCAAAAGUGGUGGACAAGUAAUAUGCUACCUUUUGUUAUUCUUUCUUCUCAUUAAGUUACCGGAUGACUUUCCAUUUGAUUAGAGCCUUUCUACAUGUUUGAUUUGUUUUUCAGGUUCGAGAUGAAUAUCGUACUGAUUAUGAUCCAGAUAUCCUUUCCAUUUUUAUAUUUUCUUUUUGAAAAUACUACUAGUGUAACAGUGCUGUAUGUAUUUCAAUUGUAUGCUUGCUUCCAUCUUGAAUCUCUUUGAUCUAGUGUAACAGAAUUCUUUCAAUGUCUUAUUUUGCGUGCAGAUUGUUUUAAACAAGAAUAGGAGUAGUGUUCCUUUUCAAAAGGGUUUAAAGUGAUCACUGCCUUUUUCAAACUUUCUCAUAAAGAUAAUAUUGUCAGGCUUGUGUUGUUUCAUCAUUUAUUUUUUUGUUAUUUUUGUUUUUUCAUGUGUCCCUUUCAUUUUAAUCUGUCUCUUGGUUCAGGAGUUUAGAUUGUGUAGUUACACUCAUAAUGAAGAAGCAAGUAGGAUGCUUAUCUCCUCUUUUUAGAAGAAUGAUUGUUUUGAGGCUGAUUGUGUGUAACAAAUAUAGUUACUUGAUUUAGAAUUCUUUCCUGUGAUCAAGUGAUCUCAUUAUUCUUUCAUUACUGCUCUUCUUGCAUUAUCUGAAAAUAGAUGCAAAGAUAGUUUGCUACUGAGCUAUAGCAUGUUAAAUUCGUUUCUCUUCCGUUUUUUUUUUUUUUUUUUU